UGUGUGUGUCCGUGUGUGUGAACGCGACGCGCUUCCGCUCCGCUCCGCUCCGCUCCUUCCCUCCUUCGGCCAUAAAUCCAAGUUCUGCGCCUCCGCCGCUUUGCCAUCCAGUCCGCCUGAGCCUGAGGUGGAAACGGAGACGCGCUCGAUACACACGCGCAUCGCACACGCGCGCGGACACGCACGCACCGAGAGAAACAGAGAGAGACGCGCGCGCGCGCGCGCCGGGUCUCCAGUCACAGCGCCGCGCGCAGUGAGUCCUGAAGCGCCGGGAUGCCGCUACCGUAGUAAAGCCUGGUCGGGAGAAAAGCCCCCCCCCCCCUCACCAGCCACCCAUGACUGUAUACUGUGAGAAUGGUGCAGAAAUCCCGCAACGGCGGCGUGUACCCCGCUCCGCCGGCCGAGAAGAAGCUCAAGGUGGGCUUUGUGGGGCUCGAAGCCGGGGCUGCCGACUCGAGCCGGGACGGCGCGCUCCUCAUCGCGGGCUCGGACGCCACGACGAAGCGCGGCAGCAUCCUGAGCAAACCGCGCUCGAGCAUCACCGGCAAGGCGAAGCCGCCCAAGAGGAAUGCCUUCUACCGGAGGCUCCAGAAUUUCCUCUACAACGUGUUGGAGAGACCUAGAGGAUGGGCGUUCAUCUACCACGCUUAUGUCUUUCUGUUAGUCUUCUCCUGCCUGGUCCUCUCUGUGUUUUCAACAAUAAAGGAGUAUGAGAAAAGUUCUGAAGAUGCCUUGUAUAUUCUGGAAAUCGUGACCAUCGUGGUGUUUGGGGUGGAGUACAUCGUGAGGAUAUGGGCAGCGGGGUGCUGCUGUCGAUACAGAGGAUGGAGGGGGCGGCUCAAGUUUGCCCGCAAACCCUUCUGUGUCAUCGACAUCAUGGUGUUGAUCGCUUCCAUCUCGGUGCUGGCAGCUGGGACCCAGGGUAACGUCUUUGCUACCUCUGCCAUCCGGAGUUUGAGGUUCCUGCAGAUUCUGCGAAUGAUUCGAAUGGACCGCCGGGGUGGCACCUGGAAGCUGCUGGGUUCAGUUGUGUAUGCACACAGCAAGGAGCUGAUCACCGCCUGGUACAUUGGCUUUCUGUGCCUCAUCCUGGCUUCUUUCCUGGUUUACUUAGCUGAGAAAGAGGACAACAAGGAGUUUGAAACCUAUGCAGAUGCACUGUGGUGGGGACUUAUCACGCUGACUACUAUUGGGUAUGGUGAUAAGUACCCAAUAACGUGGAAUGGGCGGCUUCUCGCUGCUACCUUUACCCUCAUUGGAGUGUCGUUUUUUGCACUUCCAGCAGGUAUUCUGGGCUCUGGGUUUGCCCUGAAGGUCCAGGAGCAACACAGACAAAAACAUUUUGAAAAGCGAAGGAACCCUGCAGCUGGUCUCAUCCAGGCCGCUUGGAGAUUUUACGCCACCAACCUCACGCGGACGGACUUGCAGUCCACCUGGGAUUACUAUGAGCGAACCGUGUCCGUCCCAAUGUACAGACUUAUUCCACCUCUGAAUCAACUGGACCUUCUGAGAAACCUGAAAAGCAAGUCAGGACUGUCAUUCAGGAAGGAUGCUCAGACGGAGGCUUCCCCCAGUCAGAAGGUGAGCCUCAAGGACAGAGUGUUCUCCAGCCCUAGGAGCUCAGGGGCCAAGGGCAAGGGUUCUCCCCAGGGGCAGGGUAUGCGCCGCUCACCCAGCGCCGACAACAGCAAUGAGGACAGCCCCAGCAAGGUGCCCAAGAGCUGGAGUUUCGGAGAUCGCAGCCGUGCCCGGCAGGCCUUCCGCAUAAAGGGGGCUGCAUCACGCCAGAACUCAGAAGUGCUGAUUGAGAUGCAGGAUGAAGAAUUCAGACAGAAGAGCUCCCCAGCAAUUGAAGGGUUAAUCAAAGCCAGCCUCCCUGGAGAAGACAUUGCUGAUGACAAUAAGAGCUGCCACUGUGAGUUUGUCCCACAGGACUUGACUCCGGGAUUAAAAGUUACAAUCAGGGCUGUGUGCAUAAUGAAGUUCAUGGUUUCAAAGAGGAAGUUCAAAGAGAGCUUGAGGCCUUACGACGUGAUGGAUGUCAUAGAGCAGUACUCAGCGGGCCACCUGGACAUGUUGGCGCGGAUCAAAAACCUACAGUCCAGGAUAGAUUUGAUUGUGGGUCCCCCUCUCCCCACAACUCCCCGCCAUAAGAAGUAUUCAACCAAGGGACUCAAAGUGUCACCCCAAUACCCUCCUAGAGUUGAUCAGAUUGUUGGUAGAGGUACUCCACCAGCAGAUAAAGACCGACCCAAGGGCACUACAGAGGGGGAGCUGCCGGAGGACCCUAGUAUGAUGGGGCGCCUAAUGAAAGUGGAAAAACAGGUGAUAUCCAUGGAGAGAAAGUUGGACUUCCUGGUCAACAUCUACGUCCAGCGCAUGGGCAUCCCUCAGUCAGAGACAGAUGCCUACUUUGGAUCCAAGGAGCCUGACCCAGCUCCGCCUUACCAUAGUCCAGUGGACAGCCGGGAGCAGAUGGAGAAGAGCGGUUCCAUCACCAAGAUCAUCCGCUCCAUUAGCUCAACGGGACAGAAGAACUUUGACGCGCCACCAGCGUCAGUGGGUUCACAUAGUCAGUGCCGCCCUUCAACAUCCUGGCAGCAGCACCCCAUUAGUGAGAUGCACCAGCGCAGCCAGGGCACCUCGCCAGUCGGCGACCCCUCCUUGGUCCGCAUUCCCCCUCCCCCUGCUAACGACCGAUCUUCGGGGGGCCACGGAGGAAGCCAUCGUGGCGGCUCACUUCACACCCGCACCGAGAAUGGCAAGCAGCAGCCAGAGAGCGAUACCUCCAUCUCCAUCCCCUCAGUGGACCACGAGGAGCUGGAGCGGUCCUUCAGCGGUUUCAGCAUCUCACAGUCCAAAGAGAAUCUGGACUUCCUCAACAAUGCCUACUUUGGCGGCGUGGCCCGCUGUGCCAAGGUCAGGCCCUACAUCGCUGAGGGGGAGUCCGACACUGAUUCCGACCUCUGCACCCCCUGUGCUCCGUCUCCACACUCUGCCCCCGGAGACCGGGGCUGGUCGGGCACCAAGUAGGCUGGACCUCUGAAAAAUGGGCCGAGGAGACUGUGCUUCGAAGUGUCCCUUGUAAAGGGGGCGAACACCUCCUACAUGAGUCAGUGCUUUAAAUCAGCAGACUUCUCCAAGGGGACUGCUGCAGAAGUCAGGCUGUAGUCUCAGCUCUUUGGACUGUCAAGUGUCUGUAUAUUUUCUAACUGGAAAUGUUUAGGUUGCUGAAAGUGCAGAUGUUUUCAUUCACAUACACAUAUCUUCAUUGUAAUGAUUGUUUCACAAGUGCACAACAAAAUCCAUACUCUUGAUUCAUGGUUUCUAUACUCCAGUUAUCACUGUUGACAUAUGAAUGUAACUUGCAAUACUUAAUAUGAUUCUGAAGGUAAAGGGGAAACCCUGUUAUAUUUAGUUUACCGCUCAUGACGAAAACACAAGCAACAUUAUGCCUCAGUAUGAUUUGUGGUUAUUUCUUCAAACUAUCGGCUUUAGUCGGUUAUUUACGUCACUACAUUACAAUGUCGUUAAUACGCUUCCUAAGUGGUUUUGACUAUUACAGUUUUAUCUUAAGUACAGUUACUUGAAAGCAGAUCGUAUGAAAUGUAAAUAGUUUAUGGUGUCAGUAAUUUCAGAGGCAUCAGUGUUUUGCAUUUUCAAUUCUGAGAGCAGUGUUUUUUUUUUCAGUUUUGAUUGUGACCGAAAUGUUUCCAACUGGUCCAGUAUGGAUCCAGUAUGUCUUGCCAUUGCGUCCUCUGUUUACAUUUCCGUUCAUUUAGAACAUUUAGUCCUUAACAGAACUCCCUGCAUAAGUGCGUCGUCACUGUGGAAUACAAUAAGUGCACAUGUGAAAAUGUGGACAGCGGUAUGAUACAGUCGCAGUACUGCAAAUGCGGCUGUAAUAUACAAUGAAAUCAGUUGAGACAAAUUUCCAUUUUAAUGAUUAAAAACACAAGCAACAGCUAAGAUAUUUGUAAAGUGAAGCUGGAAUGUGAUGCAAGGUCAGUUCCCUUAAUAGUCCUAAAUAGACUUUUACACAAGUCCAGUCCAUGUAGAGACACGUUAAUGCACCUUUCCUCCACAUAGUGUCAAGUAAUUUGUCACAGGUCUUCAGUUCAAACAUCUUCAACGUGAGCAGUUUUCAUCACUGAGUGAACAGGUUGGGUCUUUUAAGAUAUAUAAGGCUUGUACUGCAUGCUGAUCAAAGGAUAUAGGAAUGUAUUUUUUAAUGUUUCCGCCAAGCCAGAGUCCUCUCGAGAAUCACAAUAUGUAAAUAACGCGUACUUUAUACCCCAUUGAUGGGUAUGCACUGUUAUGACUGAUAAUGUUGGAGAAAUGACAAUGUUAUAAUGUUUAUUUGAAUAUUUUCCUUGGUGGAACAUAUUAAUCACUUUGCAUGACCCAUGUAAUCAUUUAUGUCAAGCAUUUCUGCAAAAGAAAAUAUGUAGAAAAAAAGUCUAUUUUAUCUUAGUCUUUUUAAAGAUUUAUAUUCAGAAGAGGUACAAAAAUAGAUAUGGACCGCUUUGUUUCAGCUCUCUGGGGAUUUGAAAAGCACAUGUUUAGUUUUUCAGAAAUUUCUUUAAAUGCACUCCUUCCUACGAUUCUUCGCAGAUUAAGAUACUAAACACAUGACUAAUUCAUCCAUUGAAACAUCUAACAUGUAAAAAACUGGCAUAAUGUGUUCUGAAACUGAAUUUCAAAGGUCAGAAUUCUUUUAAACUGUGGAUGUUUGCCAGGAAGUAAUUUUUUAAAGAUUUCAGCACCGUCUUGAUGUAAGCAUCCUUCCGUAAUGGCACGCUUCACAUGUGAACUGUAUGCUUACUGUGUUCACCGGCCUCAUUUCCCACGGUAUAUGGUAUCCUAAACGAAGCACUUUGUGGACUGCCACAGAUUUGGCAAUUUCGGUGUUUGCUUUAUGGACCUAAAAGCCCUCGAUGGUAGAACGAUUCCACUUGUCACUGUAUAUAACUUAAAGCCAUAGUGACAAACUAGCAUGGCAUGGUACAAAGGAACAGAAACUGUACAUAAAUAUGACAUAUGAUGGAUCUUGCAACAUUCUUUAAAUAUGCAGUCAGUGUGUGCUGGAUUCAUCCCUGCGAUGGCUGCGUAUUUCAAGGCUGUACUGGUUCCCACUGGUGCGUUGUUCUGGUGUUCAAUACAGCUGCGCAGUGUAAGCACUUCAUGUCAUAACUGAUUUUUUUUCUUUUUUCGUGUCAUCAAUAAUGGGCCUUCAUGAUUAUAAUGAUGUGUGUGGGUCUAAAACUUUCAGUGAAACACAGUCGGGCGUAAGCUAUGUUACUGAGCUGUACUUUGACUGUUGUAUGUGCUUCGUGUACAAAACCAUCAGCAUCUUUAAUAUAACCCUACCUAGGAUAAGAGGAAAUACUUUUAACCACAAAUUGUCGUUAGCAGUUGUACGAUUUGGUGUUGGAGAAAUGGCUGUGUUUGUUUCUAUGAGUGUAAAACUACUCACGCAUACACAGACACACAGGCACACACACACUGUUUGAAGCCACUUGUCCCAAGCAGGGUCACG
Scleropages formosus (Asian bonytongue) is the source of this 5539-nucleotide messenger RNA. RefSeq names its product potassium voltage-gated channel, KQT-like subfamily, member 2b (gene kcnq2b). Gene Ontology annotation, cellular component: membrane; voltage-gated potassium channel complex. The transcript has 18 exons. Gene Ontology annotation, biological process: potassium ion transmembrane transport. The coding region runs from base 355 to 3033 and encodes 892 amino acids. NCBI's taxonomy places the organism in Eukaryota, Metazoa, Chordata, Actinopteri, Osteoglossiformes, Osteoglossidae. Gene Ontology annotation, molecular function: voltage-gated potassium channel activity. The record is from RefSeq and is a predicted model, not a curated record.